This is a messenger RNA of Rotaria sp. Silwood2, 2250 nucleotides long. NCBI's taxonomy places the organism in Eukaryota, Metazoa, Rotifera, Eurotatoria, Philodinida, Philodinidae. The record is from the annotation of a GenBank genome assembly.
AUGCCACCGAAAGGAACAAAAAGUCCUCGCACAAAAAGUCCAAAAAGUGCUAAACCAGGAGGAGCAACUUGGGAAUCAUUGUUAAGUUCAGUUUCAGUUAAUCAAGAUAAUUGGAUAACAUUUGUUUGCUUUCUUACACCUGACUGUUCUGUUAAUCAAAUUUAUGUUGAUCUUAUUGAAAAAGCCAUGCAACAUGGCGUUCGACGACGAUUUGAUUUUAUUUCUAAACGUGAUCUUCUUGAAGCUAUUAAAACAUUGGGUAAAGCAUCAAAAAAUGCCACUAAAAGCGUUUCAACAAAUCCAACUGUUGCCAGUCUUACUAAUUCACCUUUUCUUGCUGCUUAUGAAUAUGCUAAAUCAAUAUUAGAUACAGGUGGAGAUAUUGAUGAUCAAUUAUGGGCAAAAUUAAUCAAAUGUCGAAUAAAUGAUCUUAAAAAAGAAGUGCAAAAUCGAACACUACUUAAAAUAUCAUCGACACCAGCAACUAGUAUGACAACUAAAACUGAAAAACCAAAAUCACCAGGUGGAAAAAAAUCUCCUAAGCCAGCUGGUGCUGCUAAAAAACAAACACCUGGUUUACAAUCAUCUGCAGCUGAUACACAUAUUGAAAAAUCAACAGGUGUUAAAACACGUGAUCAAAUUACUAAUGAAACAAAAUAUAUCGAUGAUGAACCAAAUGAUGGACCUAAUCAAUAUAUAUUUUUAAGUGGCUUUUAUUCAACUGAUCUUUUAAAUGCUCUUGAUAAUGCUGGAAUUCAUAUUGAUACAAUAACAAAUAUAUCAUGUGAUAGUUUGAAUGAAACAAAACGUUUAUUUGAUGAAAUGAUUCAACGAGAUCGACAAGAACAAACACUUAAAGCUGAUAUACUUAAAGACAUACUGACUCCUGAACAAAUUGCUCAACAAAAUGAACGAAAUGAUCAAAUACUAAAUAACUUCUGGAAAACUCUAAUGCCAAUAUUAGAUAAUGCACCAGAUCGAUCAAUGUUACAAGAUAUUAUUGUAACGACUUUAAAAGUUUCAAAUAAUGAUGUGCCUGAUUCAUGGACUAAUACGGAACAAAGAAUUAAAUUAGCUCAAUCACUUUAUAAUAGUAUCGUUGAAAAUAGUUUUCGCUUAAAUGUUCGUAAACGACAAUUUAAUACGUUUAAUCAACAAAUGAAAGUUGUGACAAUACCUACUGUUGAAGAAAAAACAAUUGAAUCAGUAUCUGAUGCAAAAAUUUAUAAUGAAAUAACGACAAUUAUUCCACCUGAAUCAAUAAGUGUAUCACUUAUUUUACAUGGAAUUCUUGAACAGGUUGAAGCUCAAACUGCUAAUGUUAAUAAAAAUAUAUCGAGUCAACAAGAUGAUGUUGGACGAUAUUUACGUGAAAAAUUAAUGAGUCUUUCGAUAGGAAAAGACCAGCAAAAAGAAAUUGAAAAUCUUGUUCCAAAAUCUCCAUUUUCAAAAGCUACUGGAUCAGGUCCAAUAAUGAUUUAUUAUGGUGAUGAUUUAAAACAACGUUUAGCAACAUUAAAUCGUUUAGCUAUACUUGAUCCAAUUAAAGUAGAACAUGAUUUCAUAAUGUCACAUUCACGUCUUACUAAUCUUCCUGAAUUAUCAUCGAAAAAAGUUGAUGAUUUAGAAUCCAGAGAACGUCAAGCACGUCUUAAUCAAUUUUUACAAUUUUGUACCGAUGAAGAACUUCUUCUAUCAGAUGUUGAUCAUAUCCUAAAACAACUUGUUUUUGAAUGUAUGCCAAUAAAUCUAACAACAACAACAGAAAAUCCUAGUGAACAACAAACAAGUCGUCCAUCAUCUGCUGAAUGUAAUAAUCAUGAAGAUGAACAAUUACGUUUUGAAAGACGUUUAUCAACUUUAAUUGAUGAAGAAAAUAAACAAUCAAGUAAUACACAACCAAUUAUAUGGGAUGAUCCAUUUGAAUUAUUAAUAACUAAUGAACAAACAGGAAGAAUUGGAAUUUCAGCUGAUACACUUGCACCAAGUCCAACAAGUCGAUCUUCAAGAGGAUCUAUUUUACGAAUGCGAACUCAAUCACCAAAACGAGCAGUCUAUACUGUUCGUUUUGAUGUUAAUAAUCCAGACAAUAAUCUUUAUCAACAAAUGUCUCAUCUGAUGCCACCAGUUGGAGGUGCAAAUGUCGAUGGAACAAUUCAAAAUAUUACUCAAUAUCAUAAACGAAAUUUAAAUGAUUGGAAUUUUGCUGAACAUUUUGAACCUGAUGUAUUUGCACAAGUAUGUAUCUAA